AUGGCUCGACAGGCUUGGGUAUCGCAGAUUCGCAACGCCAAAACUCCCGCCGAGCAAAUAUCCAUCCUACGAAACCUAAAGAACGAAAUCAUCGGCCAUCCCCUGAAGAAAGAAUUAGUUGUAAGCCUGGGAACACUCGAUCCGGUUGUACGUCUAGCAUCAAACAAGCUCGCUGCUAGGCAAGACGGCAAAUCCCACCAUCACAGCUUUGCAUAUAAGCCUCUGCUGGAGGAGGAGACGGUACGACUACAGGGCCUGCAAGUCAUAGCCAGCAUUGCUUUAGGAGGGCCCGCCUUUCUUCCCUUUCUACAAUCCGCUUCUGCCUUGCCAGCCAUUCUUUCUAAUCUCUGUCCAUCGAACAACCCCGCGCAAAUAGUCCUGGCAUCUCUUCGGGCUCUUUCAAAUCUGGCUGAUUCGUCCUCUCUGACUUCUGGCACAACAGCAGUGGGCAUAGGUGCUAUUGCCGAAGGGCUGUUCGCCCACCAAUAUCUUACUUCUCUGUGUCGUAUCUUAUCCCAGACCUCGACUACCUCGAUUGUCCAAUGUCAGAUAUCGAUUGCAGCAUCUUUAAUUGGGAGGUUAUGUCGGGAAGAGCGCCACCAACAAGGAUUGGCAAGCUCGGGCGUACUCGAUGCUCUUGCAACGAAACUGGCAAGCUUCGUAUUAGCUGAAGGUCUGGUCAUACCCGGUGCUGAGACUCUAGCUCAACGGGAUGGCCUCCAGGAGUUUUUUCCAACCACUACCCCUCCAAAUGCAAGCCUUUCGGUGGUAUUGGAGGCGAUUUCAGUUGUUAUUGCCAAUUCCAAAUUUCGGGCGUCACAGCUCUUAUACUCCCCAAGUAUUCUAGCCGUGUUUCCCCCCACUCCAGCUGAGGAAUUUGUAGCUACUCAGAAUGCACGCGCUGCUUGGAAUGCUUUCAACAUAGCCGGUCUAAGUGCCCGGCAAAGUCACUUGAACGCUAUCGACUACCUACUGCCAUCCAUGCCUCUCCACCAAUCGAAGAGUACCAGCUCUCAAACAUCUGCAUUCCCUCCGCUGGGCACUUCCGGUUCUAGAGAGCAACUAGCGCCAAAUGACCGCUCUGGUCCAAAUAAAUACAAUAGCGCCUCCCUUCCAUGCUGGGGUGAUUCAUCUAAUCUUGAUUCUGGACCAGUAUCUCCAGACACGCCUGUAUGUAGCCCGGAGGAACCGGAGAGUCCUUUGAUCGCGUACCUCAUAUUAACUCUUCGAACACGAAGUGGCAAGGAGAGACUAAUGGCUGCCUCGGUCCUGACAGUGCUCUAUAGAGCUGGGUUAACCAAGAAGGCCAGGGAAACUACCAUCGGCCUGCUAGUAGUGCCCAUUCUAGUCCAGAUGUUAGACGAGAUCGCUACUCCAGUCAAGUCGAAGAACAACCUUGCAGAUGAUGAAGCAGUACGCGUUCAGUGGGCAAUCAAAGAACGCGCACCUGCAAUACUUGCAUUGCUUAUCACAGAUAGUGAAUACCUUCAAAAAGCUGCGUUUGAUGCUGGUGUGGUGAGCAAGCUCUCGAAAAUGUUGAAGGUUUCCUACGAUCCAGUCACUGAGACGUCGAAAUCCCGUUCCUGGUCGCCAAAUUGCAAGCAAGCCGGCAAAGUGGGAGAAGGUUUCGAACCUCACAAUUUCACCCACCCGGGCCCGACGCCACAAUUAGUUCAUAAAGUCACGGUCAGGGAGAGUUCUUUGAAAGCCCUUGCCGCACUUGUUCCUUUCAAGGACGAGUAUCGGAAGGCGAUCGUGGAUCAAGGCAUGAUACCUUAUAUCGUUGAAUCUAUGAACUCCAAUCCUAGUAAGCCGUCAUCCAAUAUCAGCGACCCGGCAGAAAGAGUCAUCAACAACUCGAACGCAACUAGGAUUGGGCAAGGAUACGGAGUGAACUCAAUUGAUGUUUUGAUCGCUGCAUGCGGCGCUAUCCGAGCUCUUUCACGUUCGGUCGGUAUUCUCAGAACAACUCUGAUCGACAACGGCGUUGCUAUGCCUGUAUUUCGACUUCUUCAGCACCCUGACAUCGAGGUCCAAAUUGCAGCUACCGCAACUGUUUGCAACCUAGUGACCGAUGUCAGCCCCAUGCGUGAGGCCAUCGCUGAAGCAGGUGUUCUGAAGAUACUUUGCGAGCAUGCGCAUUCCAUGAAUGCAAAACUAAGGCUCAACGCCGUAUGGGCCCUGAAGCACUUUGUGCAAUCUGUCGGCAAUGACUUGAAAAGAUUGUGUCUCGAGGAACUUGGCCAGGGUUGGCUAGUCCAACUUAUUUGUGACGAUACCGAAGAUGAGGCCCUUUCCUCGUCAAGAGGGAAUGACGAAGGUGGCCCAACGUCGGAAUCGCAUGAUGAAUUGGAUGAGGAUGUUGAUAUGGACCAGUUCGAAGAUCAUCUGGACUCUGCUUUCGCUGAAUCACUGGGCCGGCCCAGCAGUUCGCGCCCGAGUAGUGGGCGUAGCAAGUCGAUCCUACAAGCCGAGCUUCGACUUGCGGCAUUGAAGGACGCAGAAACAAACCCCGCAAGGAAGGCCAGGAAAGAUGACAUAGCCGUACAGGAACAGGGCCUCGACUUCAUUCGCAAUCUUAUAGGGGGUGCUGGUCACGGCAGUACCUCCGAGACCACAGAGAUGAUUGAUUUUCUGUUUAGCGCGUUAGGACAGGACCGGGUGUUCGACAUUCUGGCAUCCAAGCUACGACCCAAAUUUGCCAACCCGUUCAAUCGACGAAACACGUCGUCACCCAACUCCCAAAUCAUCCCCCCGCAAUCCGAGAUCAUCACCGCUGUUGGUUACAUCCUUGUACAUAUGGCUGCAAGCAUUCCUCGUCACCGUCAACUUGUUAUUGCGCAAACAGAAUUAUUAAAACUCCUAGUACCACAAUUUAACAACCCUACCGUUGAGGUUCGCCACACUUUAUGCUGGUUGGUCACCAACCUCACGUGGGUAGAUCAUACAAAUGAUACACAGGCUUGUGUACAGCGAGCGAACGAAUUGAAGAAGCUUGGGUUCCUUGCGAAGCUAGAGAUGCUUGAACAAGACCCGGAAUUGAAUGUGAGAGAGAGGGCAAAAUCGGCGGUGUGGCAAAUGAAGCAAACUUAA
Messenger RNA from Lachnellula hyalina, 3093 nucleotides. RefSeq lists its product as uncharacterized. The coding region runs from base 1 to 3093 and encodes 1030 amino acids. Gene Ontology annotation, cellular component: GID complex. The record is from RefSeq and is a predicted model, not a curated record. The transcript has 3 exons. Gene Ontology annotation, molecular function: protein binding. Gene Ontology annotation, biological process: proteasome-mediated ubiquitin-dependent protein catabolic process. Lineage: Eukaryota; Fungi; Ascomycota; Leotiomycetes; Helotiales; Lachnaceae.